ACUAAAGUUUUCAUUUCUCAUUAUCUUACUAAUUUCUUGGUUAAGUUCUAUUUUCACAACAUAAAUUAUGAUAGUCCAUGUUUUGAGAAUUGUCGGGUGUGAAGGUGAAGAGGAAGAUGAUGCAGCUAAAAAGAUCUUUAUAGCAGCUAAAUCAAUCAUCGAAUCUAUGAUUUACCAGAUCAAAGAGUAUUUCACACACGUACAAUCGAAGAUUGUAACGAGAUCAGUUCCUGAAAUUGUUAGGUUUAUCCUUUACGAGGUGACACCUAAACAAAUGAAGGAAGCCAACAAAAAACACAAAGCGAUAAGUAUAUCGGAUCCGGCUAAUGAGGGGGAGUCGUACAUGGAGAUGGUUUUACGUGUAGAAUGGGACGCUGAAAGAUCGAAGUGCUAUCAUAAAUGAAUUGAAGGAUCUUCAAAGAAGC
Molecule: messenger RNA, 425 nt
Organism: Fragaria vesca subsp. vesca
Lineage: Eukaryota; Viridiplantae; Streptophyta; Magnoliopsida; Rosales; Rosaceae
Exons: 3
Coding region: 68-403 (111 amino acids)
Source: RefSeq, a predicted model, not a curated record